AUGUCAACGACUAUGGAGAAGAUCAAGGCCAUCGAAGAUGAGAUGGCCAGGACACAAAAGAACAAGGCAACAUCCUUCCAUUUGGGUCAGCUAAAGGCUAAAUUAGCAAAACUGAGAAGAGAAAUAUUGCAAUCAGCAUCCCAAGGCUCUGGCGGUGGUGGCGGUGUCGGUUUUGAUGUAGCCAGGACUGGUGUAGCCUCUGUCGGUUUUGUGGGGUUCCCAUCAGUGGGUAAGUCCACUCUACUGUCAAAACUUACAGGUACUGAAUCGGAGGCAGCUGAGUACGAGUUUACAACUUUAGUGACUGUACCAGGUGUUAUUCGCUACAAGGGUGCAAAGAUUCAAAUGCUUGAUCUACCAGGUAUUAUUGACGGUGCCAAAGAUGGUAGGGGACGUGGUAAACAAGUUAUUGCAGUCGCCAGAACUUGUAACUUACUUUUCAUUGUUCUCGACGUCAAUAAGCCUCUACAUCACAAACAAAUCAUCGAGAAGGAACUGGAAGGUGUGGGUAUUCGUUUGAAUAAGCAACCCCCUGAUAUUAUUGUCAAGAAGAAAGAAAAGGGUGGUAUAUCAAUUACUAAUACCGUUCCACUUACCCAUCUUGGACCAGAUGAGAUCAGGGCUGUUAUGAGUGAAUACCGUAUCAAUAGUGCUGAGAUCGCAUUUAGAUGUGAUGCUACCAUUGAUGAUUUAAUUGAUGUUUUGGAAGCUUCUUCUAGAAGAUACAUGCCAGCGAUUUACGUUCUCAACAAGAUUGAUUCCUUAUCUCUCGAAGAAUUGGAGUUAUUGUACAGAAUUCCUAACGCUGUUCCAAUUUCUUCUGGUAGAGAAUGGAACUUAGACGAGCUGCUCGAAGUUAUGUGGGACAGAUUGAAUUUGGUUCGUGUUUACACGAAACCGAAGGGGACAAUGCCAGAUUUUACCGACCCAGUGGUACUCAGAUCAGAUCGCUGUUCAGUGAAAGACUUUUGUAACCAGAUUCACAAGUCCUUGGUGGAUGAAUUCAGGAACGCACUAGUAUACGGAAGCAGUGUCAAGCAUCAACCUCAGUAUGUGGGGCUAAGUCACGUCUUAGAAGAUGAAGACGUUGUGACCAUUUUGAAGAAGUGA
Messenger RNA from Lachancea fermentati, 1110 nucleotides. The record is from the annotation of a GenBank genome assembly. Lineage: Eukaryota; Fungi; Ascomycota; Saccharomycetes; Saccharomycetales; Saccharomycetaceae.